Molecule: messenger RNA, 1994 nt
Organism: Gigantopelta aegis
Lineage: Eukaryota; Metazoa; Mollusca; Gastropoda; Neomphalida; Peltospiridae
Exons: 4
Coding region: 151-1020 (289 amino acids)
Biological process (GO): regulation of mitotic spindle assembly
Cellular component (GO): centriole; ciliary basal body; spindle
Molecular function (GO): microtubule binding
Source: RefSeq, a predicted model, not a curated record
CCGGGUUUUCGAAACGUCAGUUUUAUUUAUUUUGAAUAAUUUCUGUACAAUCCGAAUACAUUUAUACUUUGCUUGGUAGUUCUGUUUGGUGCUUGGGCUUGUCAUAACAUCAUUAGUUCAUAGAAUGAUUGAAAACCGCAUACUGGAAAAAUGGUCACCAAGAGGUCAGAAUAUCAGAGACAGUUUAAAGUGUCUACACUGAAGAAAAAUGUUCCAUCAUAUUAUGAAAAUUUAGUAUUUAGAAACCAGUUUCGAAAUCGGCAAUAUUUUCAUACUCCAAUAGAUUGGGAAUCUUCAGAUGAAUCAGAGUCUUCGUCUUUGGAAACUGUAAAUUAUUCUUCACACAAAAAGAGUGGUUCCCAGACAAAGAAGUGUACAGAUGAUAUUACUUCAGAACGUAGUAUUAACAACAAACAAAACAAGAUUUGCGAUGAUUAUGAUGAAAGGGUAGAUAAAAAAGUAAAUAAGUGCACAAAUACUGAAAAUGCAUUAAUAGACAGUGAGGAGAGCAGCUCUGUGUCGGAAGAUGAUGGUGAGAAUGAAGUGGUGGUUCUUGUUAAAAGGAAAAAGCACAAAUGUGAUGGACCAAAACAGAAAGUUCCCACCAACAAAACUUACAUUUGUAAGCGGACUCGAAUGAAGUGUCCAGACCGGUGUCAGGAGAUCCCAAAACCUUGUAAGAAGGUCCUACCAGUCUAUGAAAAACCUCCAUUUGUUGCCUAUGGCUGGGCAGAACGCCUCCACCACCAGACUCACAAUGUUCGAGCUCCUAAUGAUAUUUACACACAUGCCUUGAAUGCAAAACAAAAUAUGCUGCUCCAUAAAAGGGAAGAACAAGAGAAGAGAGAAUGUCACAGAAAACAGCUGAAUGCUCUUUUUAAAAAACAUAUCGCUUUACAGAGGUGUGGGUCGCCAGUAGACUGGAAGAGUGAAUACAAAAGUUGUUUUCCAGCUUACGACAGUUACGAAUAUGUCCGGGUCCUUUCAGCUCGGGCAGCAUCCACAAUGUCUAGGAAAUAACAAUGUGUGGUGGUGUGUGAGAAAUCGCACAUUGUUCUCAUUUAUAAAUUUCACAUCAAAACCAAUAUUGAGAAUAAUUAAAAAUCCACCAAAGAAUACCCGUAAUAAGUUCAUAGGUUUAAAUAAUAAAUUAUUGACGGUCAUAGUUAACCAUUAUCUGCUAGAAUUAUUAAUGUAAGACCUGAAAUAGAUGUUGUAGGCAAUCAAGGCAUUAGGAUAUUCUAGCAUACAUGGAUAGAUUUUAAAAAUAUAUAAUAGAAUCUCAAAAAAGUCAUGCAUGUUUAUUUAUUAUUGGAAUCGUUGAAAGUGCAUGUGCACUCUUUUCUAGCCUUUACUCAGUGUGUGUGUAUAUUUAUUUACCAUGUAGUUGAAAUAAAUGGUGCUGUUACUAAUGUGUAUGACAUAAAACUAAAACGCUUUUACAUGCUACUGUGAUAUCACAUCCCAAAAACUGACAACUUCAGUAUACGGCCCAUUUUCCAUUAACGCACGUGGAAAUGUUUAGGUUUUUUUUUGCAUAACGCAGUAGAUUACUAUGCAAAAUUUGACAGUCAUUUUUUAUUAUUUUUAUGCACCGAAUGCUCGUGCAGAAUCGCAUAUUUUUAAAAGGAACUGUGUAUGUGCACUAUUGAUAAAUAUACAUGAAAUGCAUUGAUGGAAAGUGGGCCUCAUAGAUGUCUGAAGGCUUCCAGUCAUUGAAACACUUCUUCACACGCACCAACUCGUUUUCCGUUCACACCUAUUUGAUCUCAGCAGUUUAUGACACACUCUUGCUUGGGGAGAAAUAAAUAAUAAUUUCUUUAAUUACAAAUCAGUUGACGCUGGCAUUUCAGAUCGUAUGUCAUCGAGGAAUGUUAUAAGUACCGUAAGUGUGUGUGGGGGAGGGUACAGUUCGUCUCCACCAAAAAUAAAAGGUGCCUUUUUAAGUUUUAAAGUGCCUUUUUUUUAUCUAGCUGGAGGAGACCCUAUAUUAA